AUGUUCUUUAAAGGAAGAACGUGGCUUUGGUUAUACAUCACAACAGGUAUCGUUCUAGGAAGUGAGCUGGAUAGCCCAGAGCAACAUGGAGAACAUAAUUGUUAUCAGCUUAACAGGUUUCAUUGCAGCUUUCAGGAAGCAGAAGAUUACUGUCGUGCUCAGAGAGGACACCCUGCUUUCACUUGGAACCAGGAGGUUCGAGACCUCCGGGACUUUCUGGAAGAAGGAAAGAAGUGGUAGGUUGGGGAAAUUUUAACGCUGCUGGGAAGACAUCAAGGAAAAAAAACCCCAGCAGACGUCACAGCCCACUGGGCCCCCACGCCCACCUGCAUUUACUUGUUCCGAAACCCCAGUCGGAUCUCAUCAAAAGUGGACUUGUGCUCACUAGGGCAUUAGUUGAUUUGCCAGGCUGAUGCCUUUUCAGACCAAGAUGCCAGUUAUGAAAGAAAUGGGAAUAAUUCUCAUUCACAUAGGAAACCCAAGAGGACAAAAAGAGAAGUCACAAUACCGAGAAACAAAAUGACCUCAGGCCUGGCCCCUUCCUGUCCCUUCUCAACCCAGCAGUCCGAGGGCGUCCAGCACAAUCAGAUCAUCCUGCUGCUCCUCAAAGCCCCCAAGUAUCUUCCCAUCUCAUGCAGAUCCAAGACCCCGCGCCAUUCCAUCAGCCCAUUUCCUUCAAUACCACCUGGAGUCACACAGCAGGGAGUAUCAGUCAUGCCUGUACCUACCAGCCAGCCUCUCCCUGUGCCACCAGAGCUCACCAGGCCUGCAUCUGUAACACAUGCUGGAAAAGCUCCAGUAGAAAUAACUUCAAGCCCCAAAGAGGACUCACAUCCAAGUGUCUUCACCACUCAUCCACAAGCAACAUUUCAGAACACAUCUGAUCAGGUCAUAGAUGAGAUAACAAGGAACUUUAGCAAAGCAAUUCUCAGUCUGCAAGCUCAUGACAAACUACAGAAAACUUGUGAGGGUCUCGAGAAACUGGCAGCCUUUAUCCCAGGCUUUUCUGAGUCAGCUCAAGCAGCUAAGUACUCUUGUUUGUUCUUAGAUGAGCAAUAUACAUGGGUGCUGACUCCAGAGAGCCUGCAGUAUGGGGUUGGCACCUACUACAUAACAGCCCUGUUGAAUAGAAGCAAGGAGGGUGCCCAGCAGACGCUUGCCCUGUUUCCGGUGGUCACUGCCGUCACCCAGUGUUAUUUCUGGGACAGCGGCAACACGUGGAGGAGCAGCGGAUGCCAGGUUGGGCCACAGAGCCCACUUUUGAGGACGCAGUGUCUGUGUAACCACCUGACCUACUUUGGUGGCAAUUUCUUCAUUGUGCCUCGGACAGUAAAUGUGGAAGACACAGUUGAGCUGUUCCUUCGCGUGACCAGCAACAUCAGGGUGUCCCUGCUGGCCACUCUUGGAGUCUAUAUGCUCAUAUUUGUGUGGGCUUGGAGAAAGGACCAAGCAGAUAUGCAGAAGGUGAGCGUCACUGUCCUGGCUGAUAAUGACCCCAGCUCUCAAUUCCACUACCUUAUUGAGGUCUCCACGGGCUAUCGAAGAAGGGCUGCUACAACAGCUAACGUGGUUAUCACCCUUUAUGGAUCAGAGGGGCAGAGCGAACCCCAUCAUCUUUGUGAUUCCCAGAAAGCAGUCUUUGAACGAGAGGGACUGGAUGUCUUCCUCCUGGGCACUCCGUCUUCUCUGCGGGAAUUACACAGCCUGCAGCUCUGGCAUGACAGUUCUGGCAUCAGCCCUUCUUGGUAUAUAGGUAUGUACAUUGUCACUGACAUGGCAGGUAAAAGGAAAUGGCAUUUCCUGUGCGAUUGUUGGCUGGCCAUGGACCUUGGAGACUGUGAGCGUGACUGGAUCUUCAUACUGGUCUCAAAGAAGGAGCUCUUUUCCUUUAGACACCUGUUCUCCAUGAUUGUAGAAAAUUUUACCCAGGAUUGUCUGUGGCUCUCAGUCACAACUCGACAUCCCUGGACCCAGUUUACAAGACUCCAGCAGCUCACCUGCUGCAUGACCCUCCUUCUCUGCAUGGUCACCUACGUCAUGUUCUAGAAGAUGAAUGGCACCACCACCAAGAGACGUGAGCAAGCUGUGGUGAUGGGCCCAUUUGCCGUGACCUGGUCUGAACUGCUCGUCAGCAUCCAAACUGCUGUCAUCCUUUUCCCCAUCAGCCUUGGGAUUGGGCGGCUUUUCCCGUUGAUUCAACCACAGGAACCUCUACCUCUCUUUCCUCCCAUCCAGGCCUCCUGCCUCUCAGAUGCUUCUUUUGAGCCUCUGUCUCUCUCACAGAGAUAGUGGAGGUAAGCUUGGUAUCAAAUUUUACAGGAAUUAAAGGAAACUGUGGGAUUCCUGCUCAGAAGAAAUACGUACCUCUCUGAGUGUGAACAGUCUUCAUGGAGUUCUUCUUACAACAUUAACCAGCUGAUGAAGCUUUUAUCCAGCCUCGUCUCUUGUUACUUAGAGGGUCAAGGCCGUCACCAGCGGGCAGGACCCUACUGGGCAAAUGUGGUUCCUGAAAACCACCAUCAUUUCCACAGUUACCUGCUCAGAGUUCUGCGGAGGCGUCAAUCUCACUUAGGCACACGGGGUCCCGCCCAGGCCCAUCAGCCUUGUGACUUGCUAGAUGCAGUCAGCCAACUGCAAGAACUCCAGGAACAGUUGGAAAUGCGUAUUCUUCCCAUAGGGCAAGGGCCAUCCAGGGACGCAGCCAGAGCCUUCCCCAUCCUGAGCCCAGACGGGAAGCAGCCCAUCUCUAAUGGCUGGCUCAGAUGGUUGACUUACUUCUGCUGGCUCCCUGGUGUCACUAGCCUGGCCUCAGCCUUUUUUACAGCACUUUAUAGCCUGGAACUGAACAAAGACCAAGCCACCAGCUGGGUUAUUUCGAUAUUAUCAUUGCUUCAGAACGUCUUCAUCACCGGUAAAGGUACUUUCUCCUCUGACUUUCCUGUCUAGGUGGUCUUCCUCGCAUUGUUUCACUCACUGCUGCUGAACAGGAUGCUGUGGCUUCACAAAGAGAAGGAACAUCAAACCAAGAGGUUCUUGGCAGUCUUGGCAAGAUGUCCUUCAUCAUCACCCGGUUCAAGAGAUGAAAACAACCCCAUCUACGUAGCCCCAGCUAUGAAUGGUCCAGUUUGGCUAGUACAAAUACUCCUUAUCCUGUUGAUGACUGCAGUCUACUCAGCACACAACUCCAACAGAUUUUAUCUCCGUCAAGCUAUCCACAAGAGCUUUCCUUACCGCUUCUCAGAGAUCAAACUUCUUAAGCAUUUCUACCCCUGGGCCAGUAGCACCCUCCUUCCUAACCUGUACAGGGAUUACAGAGGUAAGAACACUGUCCUGGGGCCCACCUGCAAAUGUGGGGUGCAGUUGGUUUUCCAAACACCCCUGCACUAUAUUGAGUUUAACCUGCUGUUUGGAUGGAGCAUCUCUGACUACCGAACUUAUCUCAGUUCAGCAGUGACUGUUGUUGGUCUCCUGAUGGGAAUCUCUCAUCACAAGGAGGUUAUUGCUUUAAACCCAGUCCUGGGCUCCUUUCUUAUUCUCCUAACCAGUGUUGUUUUGAUGGUACUUGUGAUCAUUAACCUUUUUGUUUCUGCCAUUUUAAUGACCUUUGGUAAAGAAAGAAAGUCCUUUAAGAAAGAAGCUGCACUGAUGGAUAUGCUGCUACUGAAGCUCUCAAGUUUGUUAGGAAAACAGCAGCACCAGAACACAUCUCUCCGCUUCUCACUCCCCUGUGGAGGGAUGGUGGGACAGGAAGGAGAGAAAUGGGAUCACACUGACAGGAAAUGGACAAGCAAGGCUGCCAGGAGCCAGCUGCUCCAACCUCACAAUCUCCAGUUGUUAGUCUCUCAGGAGCAAUGGAGAACCGGAAAGCAGCAGAGUGUGUCAGAGCAGGAAGAGAGCCCAGAGGAAGAGUGUACUCAGUGA
This is a messenger RNA of Lipotes vexillifer (Yangtze River dolphin), 3921 nucleotides long. RefSeq names its product polycystin 1 like 3, transient receptor potential channel interacting (gene PKD1L3). Gene Ontology annotation, molecular function: calcium channel activity; protein binding. Gene Ontology annotation, biological process: detection of mechanical stimulus. Lineage: Eukaryota; Metazoa; Chordata; Mammalia; Artiodactyla; Lipotidae. The record is from RefSeq and is a predicted model, not a curated record. Gene Ontology annotation, cellular component: membrane.